AUGAACUUCACAGUGGGUUUCAAGCCGCUGCUCGGGGAUGCACACAGCAUGGACAGCCUGGAGAAGCAGCUCAUCUGCCCCAUCUGCCUGGAGAUGUUCUCCAAACCGGUGGUGAUCCUGCCCUGCCAGCACAACCUGUGCCGCAAGUGUGCCAAUGACGUCUUCCAGGCCUCAAACCCUCUGUGGCAAUCCCGGGGCUCCACCACUGUGUCUUCAGGAGGCCGUUUCCGCUGCCCGUCUUGCAGGCAUGAGGUUGUCCUGGACCGACAUGGUGUCUAUGGCCUGCAGCGGAACCUGCUAGUGGAGAACAUUAUCGACAUUUACAAGCAGGAGUCCUCCCGGCCGCUGCAUUCCAAGGCUGAGCAGCACCUCAUGUGCGAGGAGCAUGAAGAUGAGAAGAUCAAUAUCUACUGCCUGAGCUGUGAAGUGCCCACUUGCUCUCUCUGCAAGGUCUUCGGCGCCCACAAGGACUGUGAGGUGGCCCCACUGCCCACCAUUUACAAACGCCAGAAGAGUGAGCUCAGUGAUGGCAUCUCGAUGCUGGUGGCAGGCAAUGACCGUGUGCAAGCAGUGAUCACGCAGAUGGAGGAGGUGUGCCAGACCAUUGAGGACAACAGCCGGAGGCAGAAGCAGUUGCUAAACCAGAGGUUUGAGGCCCUGUGCGCAGUUCUGGAGGAGCGUAAGGGUGAGCUGCUGCAGGCGCUGGCCCGGAAGCAGGAGGAGAAGCUGCAGCGCGUCAGGGGCCUCAUCCGCCAGUACGGAGACCACCUGGAGGCCUCCUCUAAGCUGGUGGAGUCCGCCAUCCAGUCCAUGGAGGAACCGCAGAUGGCGCUCUAUCUGCAGCAGGCCAAGGAGCUGAUCAAUAAGGUCGGGACAAUGUCAAAGGUGGAGCUGGCUGGACGGCCGGAGCCGGGCUAUGAAAGCAUGGAGCAAUUCACCGUGAGCGUGGAGCAUGUGGCCGAAAUGCUGAGGACCAUCGACUUCCAGCCAGGCGCUUCUGGGGAGGAAGAGGAUGAGGAGGUAGCGUUGGACGGGGAAGAGGGCAGCGCAGGGCCAGAGGAAGAGCGGCUGGAGGGGCCGGAAGGUGAGUGUGGGCAUUGGCGGGGUCUGGCUGCUCCUUUCACUGCUCACUCUCUCAGCCUCGGCUUCGGCGACGAUCGCAUCACCACCCAUCCCAACCUUCUCCUAAUCUGGGACCACUUCGGGGGCGGAAGUGGAAUGAACCCCUAUUGGGCACCUCCUUGA
This is a messenger RNA of Eubalaena glacialis (North Atlantic right whale), 1245 nucleotides long. RefSeq names its product tripartite motif containing 54 (gene TRIM54). The transcript has 9 exons. NCBI's taxonomy places the organism in Eukaryota, Metazoa, Chordata, Mammalia, Artiodactyla, Balaenidae. The coding region runs from base 1 to 1245 and encodes 414 amino acids. Gene Ontology annotation, molecular function: zinc ion binding. The record is from RefSeq and is a predicted model, not a curated record.